Molecule: messenger RNA, 1112 nt
Organism: Rubroshorea leprosula
Lineage: Eukaryota; Viridiplantae; Streptophyta; Magnoliopsida; Malvales; Dipterocarpaceae
Source: the annotation of a GenBank genome assembly
GGCGGUUUUUUUUUUUAAUCAAUGCCAUGUCAUUGUCCAAUCAUCGUCUUUUGUUAACGGGCCACAAAAAUGAAACGGAAAAAUGAUGUUUUCUAACGUCAUCCUUAACAGAAGGGGUGAUUUGCGGAUUUCAUGUAGUAGAAGGGCUGAUUUGCCAAUGUUUCUUGUACAGGGGCUGAAUUGCCACAACAUUGCAGGUACAGGGGCUGAAUUGCACCUUCUGCCAUUUCGGAAUAUGAUAUAUAUAUAUAAAAGGACAUGAGCUAAUCGUUCACACUUGAAUAGUAGUACUGGGGAGGAUUGGAAUAUAUCGUCGAGAGAUUGAGAAGGGAAUGCAACAGGGAAUAUCUUUUAGGGGUGGCUGAGUAUUAAUUGUCUUGAUCAUCUUAUCUCCUUCGCUUCCUUUUCACUCAUUGCAUAUAUAAUUGAGGCAGCGGGGAUUUGUAUGGCUACCUUGAUUGCAAGAGCGUUUGGUUCCAUAAUUUCUGCCAUUGCAUACUGUGUGUUCGGCUAUCAGCGACACCACCAUAAGGAGGAGAAGACACACAUCAAUUACUACAACAUGCCCAAGGGUCGGCCUCUUUCUUUGCAGACCGUGGAGCUCAAAGUAAGGAUGUGCUGCACUGGUUGCGAGAGAAUUGUCAAAAACGCCAUUUACAAGCUUAGAGGGAUUGAUUCGGUUGACGUGGACCUACCGAUGGAAAAGGUGACGGUGGUUGGGUAUGUAGACCGGAACAAGGUGCUGAAGGCAGUGAGGAGGGCGGGAAAGAGGGCGGAAUUCUGGCCGUACCCCAACCCCCCACUGUACUUUACAUCCACCACUAACUAUUUCAAGGACACAACCAGUGAAUUCAAGGAGAGCUACAACUAUUACCGGCAUGGCUACAACCUUGGAGACAGGCACGGCAACAUUCCGGUGACUUCCAGGGGAGACGACAAGGUCAGCAACAUGUUCAACGACGACAACGUCAAUGCCUGCUGCCUCAUGUAAUUAAAUAAAUUAAGUAAAUAAAUAAAUGAUUAACCAUGUACCAUGUCAUGCAUUGCAUGUGUAAUAUACAUAAAAUGCAUAUUCUGAAGUGUAAUGUUCGAAAUGAAUGAAGGUGAAGGGU